Molecule: messenger RNA, 836 nt
Organism: Capsella rubella
Lineage: Eukaryota; Viridiplantae; Streptophyta; Magnoliopsida; Brassicales; Brassicaceae
Exons: 3
Coding region: 96-689 (197 amino acids)
Source: RefSeq, a predicted model, not a curated record
GUUGUAUAGAAACUAAUGUUAGGAUAAUUAAGAAAAUAUAUGUGGUACAUAAAGAAGAUAACCUUUGAACCAACAAGAAACAGAGGAACACAAUAAUGGCCUCUCGUUUCUUCACACCUUCACCAACCACCACAAGUGGUGGUGGAGACGCCGUCUAUGUAGCGGCGGUGCCACUUAAAGCGGCUCCUGGCCCGCCCCAGCUUGUUAUGUCAAUGGCUUACUCACUUAAUCUCUGGAAGCUACAGCAUUUCAUGGUCCUCAUCAAGCCUUCUUCUCCAAUUCCUCGAGAGGUGAUUGUGUUUGAUUUCCAGCCACGUAAUCCAGAGAGCAUAGAAGCAGCAAUCUCAGUUAUGUCAGGAAGUUUGAUUCCAGGUGUAGUUCUUGAAAGAAGGUUGAAGAAUGUUCCAAGGCAAAGAUGUUGGAUGGUUGGAUCAUCAUCUAAAGGGAAUGCUAUGGAAAUGGCUAUUGAGUUUAAUAGCUCAUGGGAGACUGAUCUUAGAGUUGGCUUUCAUGACUGUCGACAUUAUACCAAUGGUACUAUGUAUUAUUACAUAGCUCAAUCUAAUAAGACUUUGGUUUUUUUAUUUGUUUCUAAGUCUUUGUCUUUGCUUAUUUGUCUUUGGAAAACAGAACUUGUCCAACAUCUUACUGGAGAGAUACAAAUCUUGGAGAGACUCUCAAGAAGCUAAUAUGUUAAUAGUAUAGUCUCAUCAAUUCCUGAUGUGAUAACUAGUAGUUGAAAAUAAAGUUACAUUUGUAGUAUGUUUAUUAGUGAGAAAGGAUGAGUACUUUUGUAUAAAAUUUAUUUUUUCAAGUAACUAUUGAAAUUUUCUUAA